Molecule: messenger RNA, 1791 nt
Organism: Colletotrichum spaethianum
Lineage: Eukaryota; Fungi; Ascomycota; Sordariomycetes; Glomerellales; Glomerellaceae
Product: autophagy-related protein 28
Exons: 1
Coding region: 1-1791 (596 amino acids)
Source: RefSeq, a predicted model, not a curated record
AUGUCCAGAAGGCGCUCUCCCUCCCCCGCAGACCCAUGGCAUGACGACCCGCUGAGUCCAGUAGGCUCCAUCUCCAAGAUAAAGCCCAAGGCCAUGUUUGCCGGGCCGCCUCCUCCCAUAGCUGCCUCUGUGCUGCUACAAUCGCCUGUCUCACAGGCUAGGCGCGGUUCUCGAGAACGAACAGUAGAUAUGGAUAGCAGCACAAAGGGAAUGGAGGCGAGCCGGAUGGCGUUUGGAAGCAUCUUGUUCGACCACGGCCCUCGCGACCCAAGCAUAUCUCGCGUGGACUCGGUUUGGCGCAACUUGCAGCAUCGAGAACGGUCUCUUCAGAAAGAAGUGCAGCGUUUGCUUGACAUGCAGGCCACUGGACUGGUCUCCGGCAGUGAACCCCUCGACCCCAGUACCGGGGGGCUCGAAACAUGGAGCGAUUCUGGGAGCAGCACGCCAACGGGCACGUUUUACUCUACAGCGACAUCCAAGUCACGCAUGAUGGCAUCCCUGGACCCGCCGGUGCGCGCCACUCCUCGAGGCGACAUCAUACCUGUGCGACAGCCCAAGACGUCGGGGCCGCAAGGCCUUCGAGCUGCGCGCAAUGGGCUCCGACGAGCGUUGGCAGCUCUGACCGGCCUCAAAGCCGAGGAGAACGAGUACAUCGAGUCGUCCCUCUCCCAGCGGAAGAGGGCGCUUGCGUACCUGGACAAAUUGGAUACGCGCAGGACCAGCAUCUCGGCCGAACUACACAGUUUGGCGGAUGACAAAGAGGAGCCCCUGGCAAAGGAGCUCCGGGGCCUUGGGGAGCAGCACGACACCCUCGGCCAGGAGAUUCGCGAGAUAGAGGAGAAGCUGGUUGGUAUGCGAAACCGUCAAAGGUGGCUCGAGCGCAAGAUGGAAGACGUUCGUAACCGCCGAGAAGCCGGCUUAAGCGGCUACAGGGGCGCUUUGAAGGAGGUUGAAGGAGAGGUUGCAUCCCUCCUGCGCCAGCCUCCUAUCGAGCCUCUAGAUCUCGAAGUUGUCGAAGCUGUGUCGCGCAGCGAAUUUGGAAGCGCCGACGGUGUCCAGGACCCACCUGGAGGAGCUGAUUUCUUCCGUAUGAUACCGGCGCGACGGACUUUGGCCAUGGCAAAAGACUGGUGGGAAAGCGAAACGGACAUACUGCAUAAGCGUAAGAUGCAAGUCGACAAGGAUCGCGAUGCGCUCAACCAAGGUACGGAGCUGUGGCAGGAAACGAUCGAGCUUGUCACCAAUUUCGAAGCGGAUUUGCGCCAUUCUUUGAGAAACGGCGGCAGUACCACGACUAAGGGCAAACAGCCUCAGCGGGCAGAGCAAGAAGGCAUAGAGGCACUGCUGCCGAGAAUGGGAAAAGUUAUCUUGGAGCUGGAAGAACACAUGAGGACUGCCGAGCGCAAUAGCUGGAAUCUCUUGAUCUGUGCCAUCGGCGCCGAGCUCGAGGCUUUCCGAGAAGCCGAGAGCCUGCUUCGAGCCAGUCUGCCUCAGUCACAGGCAGCUCCUACGGUUGAGGAUGUUGAGGAACCCUGGCACAACGGUGAUGGUGAACCGCAGCCGGCGACGCAAACGACCCCUGGCAGUGGACGCACAGCGGGGAGCCACCACGACGAGAGUGACAAUGAAGUCCCGCCAGAUUUGCUGGUGUCACGGCUGGAGGAGCAUGACGACGGACAUUCCCACGUCGGAUCUCUGCAAACAUCAUCAUCAAGGCGGGAUAGCGACAACGAGGUGCCGCCGGAGUUCCUAGCGGAGCACAGCAACGAGCACGGCGUGGGCAUAGACUGA